CAAACAAUUGAAGCUUCUUUGACUUCCCCUAUGACAUCUUCCUCGCCAUGACAGAGACUUCAACAUCAUCACCAGUCAUAUAUCAAGUACCUGGACAUGCCCAGAAACUCAAAAGAAAAGCUUGAUCACCAUAACAAUGUCUUCCUUCAACUUCUCUGAUAAUCUUCUUUUUCUAUGCAUGUUUUGCUACUUUACCCUCAUCCAAAAAGUUCUCUCCCAUUUACCUCUCGGCCAUAACUGCCCAAACACAACUACUUACACUACGAACAGCUCAUACGCAGCCAACCUGAACUCUCUCCUCUCCAAUCUCACUUCUAACGGCACCGGCGACACCGGGUUUUACAACUUCACUUCCGGUCGAAACCCACCUGACAUAGCCUACGGCCUCUUCCUCUGCCGCGGAGAGGUCACUGUAGAUGAUUGUCGAGAGUGUGUGGCGGGUGCUAGUACCGAAAUUCUCGGGACAUGCCCAAUCGAGAGGCGAUCAACGAUUUGGUACGACAACUGUUUGAUGCGUUACUCCAACGAAUCUAUCUUCUCCAUUCCGGAUAUGUCAGUGGUUUUAAUUUUAAGUAAUCCUCAGAAUGUUACAAAUCAAGAAAUGUUUAAUAAGACGUUGUGGACUUUGAUGGGUGACAUAGCCACUCAAGCUUCGAAUGAUCAAUCGGGGAAGAAGUUUGCGACCGGAGAAGCCAACUUUACUGCACAGCAACAAAAUAUUUUUGGACUUGGGCAAUGCACACCUGAUCUGAACAAUUCUCAAUGCAAUACUUGCCUUCGAUAUGGAAUCUCACGUCUCCCAAUAAAGCAAGGGGCGAGGGUUCUGUUUCCAAGUUGUAAUAUUAGGUAUGAGAUGUACGGCUUCUUCCAAGCUGUAACUCCUCCUGCUCCGCCCAGUUCUCCAAACAGUGAAGGGAAAAGUGGGAUCUCAUCACAGAUAAUUGUUGUCAUUGUUGUUCCAAUUGUUGUCUCCUUGUUGCUGAUCAUCAUAGGCUUCUGUUUCCUCGUCAGGAAAGCAAAGAAGAAGAACUACAACACCGUCAUGGAAGAAACUGAAACAAAUGAUAUCACAACAGUUGAAUCAUUGCAAUAUGAUUUGACUACAAUUCAAGUUGCCACGAAGAGCUUCUCCAGUGAAAACAAACUUGGUGAAGGUGGAUUUGGUAAUGUUUACAAGGGUACCCUUCCUAGGGGCGAAGAGGUAGCAGUGAAGAGACUCUCUAGAAGCUCGGGGCAAGGUGCAAAAGAAUUUAAGAAUGAGGUUGUAUUGGUAGCCAAGCUUCAACACAGGAAUCUAGUGAGACUAUUGGGAUUUUGCUUGGAAAGAGAAGAAAAGAUACUCCUCUAUGAAUAUGUGCCAAACAGAAGUCUUGACUACAUUUUAUUUGGUUUGACAAAUCUUACCCAUUUCUAGUUCUUGAAUUAGCUGUGUUUAAAUUCACAACGCAUGGGUUGCAUGAUAGUACAUUUGUUGAACUCAAUCAACCCU
Messenger RNA from Ilex paraguariensis (yerba mate), 1489 nucleotides. The record is from the annotation of a GenBank genome assembly. Lineage: Eukaryota; Viridiplantae; Streptophyta; Magnoliopsida; Aquifoliales; Aquifoliaceae.